CGGCACCGCAGCAUGUGCAUGGAGCCGGCCAGGGAAGAUGUAUGUAGGUUAUCUUCUGGAUAAGGACACCAACAUGUAUCCCAGCCCCGUCCGGCACCCUGGCCUCAACCUCAACCCACAGAACUACGUGCCGGCGCCGCCUCAGUACUCAGACUUCGCCAGCUACCACCAUGUGCCGGGGAUUAACAACGACCUGCACCACGGGCAGCCGGCGGCUGCCUGGGGCUCUCCCUAUACCCCUGCCAAGGAGGACUGGCAUUCCUAUGGGACCCCUGCUACGCCUUCCACUGCCAGCCCCGGGCAGUUUGGUUUCAGCCCCCCAGAUUUUAACCCCAUUCAGCCCCCGGGCUCUGGACUCCUGCCUCCGCCCAUCAGCAGCUCGGUUCCCCAGCUCUCCCCUAAUGCCCAGAGACGCACCCCGUAUGAGUGGAUGAGGCGCAGCAUUCCCAGCACCAGCAGCAGCGGCAAAACCAGAACGAAAGACAAGUACCGGGUAGUGUACACGGACCACCAGCGCCUGGAGCUGGAGAAGGAAUUUCACUACAGCCGCUACAUCACCAUCCGCCGCAAGGCCGAGCUGGCCACUGCCCUGGGGCUCACCGAGCGGCAGGUGAAAAUCUGGUUUCAGAACAGGAGGGCAAAAGAGAGGAAGGUGAACAAGAAGAAGAUGCAGCAGCAGAACCAGCCCACCAGCACCACCACACCAACCUCACCGGCUGUCAGCACGCUGGGACCCAUCGGAGGUCUCUGCAGCAGCAGUGCCUCGAACCUUGUCUCCUCAUCUCCACUUACCAUCAAGGAAGAAUUCAUGCCUUAACCCCCUUCACCAGCUACAGACUCCAAGAGAUAAGCACUAUGCAGCAGAGC
This is a messenger RNA of Melopsittacus undulatus (budgerigar), 867 nucleotides long. RefSeq names its product caudal type homeobox 1 (gene CDX1). The record is from RefSeq and is a predicted model, not a curated record. Bases 38 to 817 code for a protein of 259 amino acids. Lineage: Eukaryota; Metazoa; Chordata; Aves; Psittaciformes; Psittaculidae. Gene Ontology annotation, cellular component: nucleus. Gene Ontology annotation, molecular function: DNA-binding transcription factor activity, RNA polymerase II-specific; RNA polymerase II transcription regulatory region sequence-specific DNA binding. Gene Ontology annotation, biological process: anterior/posterior axis specification; animal organ morphogenesis; embryo development. The transcript has 3 exons.